Messenger RNA from Passer domesticus (house sparrow), 676 nucleotides. RefSeq lists its product as uncharacterized. NCBI's taxonomy places the organism in Eukaryota, Metazoa, Chordata, Aves, Passeriformes, Passeridae. The record is from RefSeq and is a predicted model, not a curated record. The coding region runs from base 32 to 541 and encodes 169 amino acids. The transcript is spliced from 2 exons.
UCGUGUCGCAGUCUCUAAUCUCUGCUGUUGCAUGUCCUGGGCAGGCAAGCGUGGGCGACGCAGCAGUGCAGGAUCGCUAGACAGCAAUAUGGAAGGGUCCAUCAUUAGCAGUCCUCACAUGCGCCGAAGAGCUACAUCAACCCGAGAGUGUCCAUCUCGCCCUCACCAGACUAUGCCCAACUCCUCCUCACUCCUAGGGUCCCUGUUCGGUAGCAAGAGGGGCAAGCCCCCCUCGCAGAGCCACGCGGCCGCGCAGACCCCGCACCACGCGGAGGGCGCGGCCGCCGCGCCGCACCCGCACCAUGCGCAGUUCUGCCACCAGAACCCGCCGCCCUACCACCACCACUACCACUACCACCCGCCCCCGCACCCGCACCCGCACCAGUACCACCAGCACGGGCACGGCCACGGGCACGGCCCCUACCUGCCGCACGCCCCGCACCACGGCCCGCACCACGGCCCGCACCACCACGGGCCGCCCCCGCCGCCCGCCGCCGCCAGCACCAAGCCCAAACACAGCGGCAUCAGCACCAUAGUCUAGGCCUAAAGACCCUCCUCGUGACUCUAGUUCCAAACCCAGCUGCAAAGGCACUUAGAGGAAGCAACAAAAUCACACCGUCAGUUUUUACCCAGGCCAUUUAAUGAGCUUAAAGGCUUGCUGUUACUAAAUAAAAUA